GGUAGAAUCCGGAAGCCUGUACGGCGAAGGGGCGGGGCCAAAACUGCGCGCCCAAUCGGGGUGACGCUCUAGUCUUGCCGGGGACUCGGGUAACUUGCUCUAGGGAGCCAGCGGUAUGGCGUCGGGCUGCAAGAUUGGCCCGUCCAUCCUCAACAGCGACCUGGCCAAUUUAGGGGCCGAGUGCCUCCGGAUGCUAGACUCUGGGGCCGAUUAUCUGCACCUGGAUGUAAUGGACGGGCAUUUUGUUCCCAACAUCACCUUUGGUCACCCUGUGGUAGAAAGCCUUCGAAAGCAGCUAGGCCAGGACCCUUUCUUUGACAUGCACAUGAUGGUGUCCAAGCCAGAACAGUGGGUAAAGCCAAUGGCUGUAGCAGGAGCCAAUCAGUACACCUUUCAUCUCGAGGCUACUGAGAACCCAGGGGCUUUGAUUAAAGACAUUCGGGAGAAUGGGAUGAAGGUUGGCCUUGCCAUCAAACCAGGAACCUCAGUUGAGUAUUUGGCACCAUGGGCUAAUCAAAUAGAUAUGGCCUUGGUUAUGACAGUGGAACCGGGGUUUGGAGGGCAGAAAUUCAUGGAAGAUAUGAUGCCAAAGGUUCACUGGUUGAGGACCCAGUUCCCAUCUUUGGAUAUAGAGGUCGAUGGUGGAGUAGGUCCUGACACUGUCCAUAAGUGUGCAGAGGCAGGAGCUAACAUGAUUGUGUCUGGCAGUGCUAUUAUGAGGAGUGAAGACCCCAGAUCUGUGAUCAACCUAUUAAGAAAUGUUUGCUCAGAAGCUGCUCAGAAACGUUCUCUUGAUCGAUGAAACCAUAAGGAGCCCAGUGUUUCUGUUCAUGAAAUCUCCCUUUUACUGGAAAACAGGAAUAUUGACUACCAAAUCAUAAUGCAAUUGAAGCCGUACUGCUUUUUUGAGCAGUUAUUCAUUCCAGUGAUUAAAACUGAUUGUGCAGAAUAUUCUAAGAGGUCAGAAAUUGGUGUGUAUAACUACAUUUUUAGUGAUGCAAUUUAAUGAUUAGUGAGUAAGAUACUGUUUUUAUUGAGAGAUUUGAUUUUUAUAAAGAGUAAAAAUACGGCUGCUUUAAGGUUACAAACAGAAAAGUGUCUUAAUGUCUAAGGAGGGCAUAUUAGUUACACUACAAAAACAAAUUUUGUCUGUACUUCUGAAAAGAAUUUUGUUGUUUCUCAGCUGUUUUCCAAAAGCAAAGGAAGUCUUUAUGGUUUUUUUCUGUUUCAUGUUAUUUGUGAUUUGUCUGUAAGUUUGGGUGGGGUGGCAUACCAUAUUCUUGGUUCUUAAAAUCUAUCACUUUUCACCUUACACUUGAUGUGUAAAAACUACAAAAACAAUGUGUGAAACCCAGGGGUUCUAAAAUACAAGCAUAGAUUUUAUCAGGGUGUUUUGUCAAAGCAGGUUAUUCAGUGAUUCCUCCCCACCAUUCUUAAGAAUGUUAAAUAAUGCUGUUGUAUAAGCUCUGAGUAGAAAGGAAAAAGUGAAACGUCUAUUUGGAAGUAAUACUGGGUUGAAUUCUGACUGCCCCUUUCUAGCUGGACCUUUAACAAAUCACCCAAUCUUUCGUGUGUUUCUCUGAAGUCAUUUAUACAUUAAAUGUAAUUAUAACAACUGUGGGGUUCUGUUGAGAAUUAAGAGGUAACACUAUAUAUGUAAAGUUUCCGGUACUAGUCCCAGAAUUUAGAAUAUGCUCAAUACAAAGUAGCAUUGUAUAAGUUUAUAUUUUUGUGAGUUAUAAAGUACUUUGAUAUAUUCUCAUUAAAUCUGUAAAUCACCUCUAUAAGUAAGUGGUAAUAAUAAAGCAGAUAUUUUUGUCCCCAUUUAAAAAAUGAAGAAAUUACUGCUCGAUAGGGUGGUACCUGGAAAGGAUCUGGGAGGUGGUAGAAUUUCUGGUCUGUACUUUUACAAAUGGAGCCCUUGGGAGGUGGGUUAGGUAAAAGAAGCUUUUUACUUAACAUUGUCUUAUUUCCAGUCUAAUUUUACACUGUAGCAGAACCAGAUGGCUGAGAAUAUUCUGGAACUAUGGAUCUUGACCCCAAGGAUAUAUUAUUUUAUUCCAAGAAAGAUCAGGUAGGCAAAAAGAUGACAGGAUGCAGAGUCAAUCCAUAAACUAAAUAUUUAUAACUGUUCUGAAUUAUACAGAGUCUAAAAAUAUGUGUCAGCUACUUCAUUCCUGUAAAUACUCUUGCUGUGUUAUAAAUAUGGCAAGAAAUAAUCAGGACCAAUAUCAGACUUCUUGAGGCUACUAUAAGUUUUGAGAAAUAAGGUUCAAAAAAUAAGAAUGCUAACACUUAAGCACAGACUAGAGCUUGUUUGGGUUUCUUCCUGCAUUACAAGGUAAAAAUUUGUUAAUGUUUGUUUUUAUUCAGCUUGGGAAAGCUUUGUGCCAUGAAUAGGUCGCAUUUAGUAACAAGCAACACAAGGCAUAUAGAAAUAACUUUAAUUAAAAAACUUACAUAGAAGAUUAUAAUAUCAGACGUGACAAAGAUUUGAGUUUAUUUGCCUGGACAACUUGGGUUUGUCUGGCUUUUGUUUUCUUUUUCUUUAAAAAUAAAUGUACAGUAAAACUCCAAGCAAAA
Molecule: messenger RNA, 2583 nt
Organism: Pongo pygmaeus (Bornean orangutan)
Lineage: Eukaryota; Metazoa; Chordata; Mammalia; Primates; Hominidae
Gene: RPE
Product: ribulose-5-phosphate-3-epimerase
Exons: 6
Coding region: 116-802 (228 amino acids)
Biological process (GO): pentose-phosphate shunt; carbohydrate metabolic process
Molecular function (GO): D-ribulose-phosphate 3-epimerase activity
Source: RefSeq, a predicted model, not a curated record